AAGAGAAAGACUUUUGGAGAGAGAACAUUUUCUUCAACCUUACAUCAAUCUCGCCUCAAAGUCGGAAAAUCCCAAAUUCAAUUAAAAAAGUAGAGAAAUUGAUGGAUAAAAUCAUAAAAUAAAACGGAGAGGGACUUUUUUUUUUUUCUCAGUUCUUUCACUCUUUUUCUUCUAUAUAUAUGUGGGCAUCUCAACCUAGCUUCUGAUAACGUGUUCUGCAUCUCUCUCCUGAUCCAAAGCUUGGAUCUUUUUCACUGUUAAUUCCUGCUUAUCCAGACACAGAGAAUAUAGAACGGGGAAGAAGUUUGAGAGGAAACAACAAUGACGACUAGGAAUAUAGAGAAGAUGGCGUCGAUUGACGCUCAGCUGAGGCUUCUGGUUCCUUCAAAAGUCAGUGAGGAUGACAAGCUGGUGGAGUAUGAUGCUUUGCUUUUGGAUCGAUUUCUUGAUAUUCUUCAGGAUUUGCACGGAGAGGAUCUCAGGGAAACUGUUCAAGAAUGUUAUGAGCUUUCUGCUGAGUAUGAAGGAAAGAAUGAUCCAAGGAAACUCGAGGAGCUUGGCAGUGUCUUGACAAGUCUGGAUCCUGGGGACUCCAUUGUUAUUGCUAAAUCAUUCUCUAACAUGCUUAACUUGGCCAACUUGGCUGAGGAGGUCCAGAUUGCGUAUCGUCGGAGGAUCAAGAACGUGAAAAGGGGUGAUUUAUCUGAUGAGAGUUCUGCAACAACUGAAUCAGACAUUGAAGAAACUCUCAAGAGACUUGUGGGGGAUCUGAAGAAGUCUCCUGAGGGAAUUUUUGAUGCUCUGAAGAAUCAGACUGUAGAUUUGGUCCUUACUGCCCAUCCUACCCAGUCAGUCCGUAGAUCUUUGCUUCAGAAGCAUGGAAGGAUUCGAGAUUGCUUAGCUCAGCUGUAUGCCAAAGACAUUACGCCUGAUGACAAGCAGGAGCUUGAUGAAGCUCUGCAGCGAGAGAUCCAAGCUGCAUUUCGUACAGAUGAGAUCCGAAGGACACCUCCAACUCCACAAGAUGAGAUGAGGGCAGGAAUGAGUUACUUCCAUGAAACAAUUUGGAAGGGUGUUCCUAAAUUCUUGCGCCGCAUCGACACAGCAUUAAAGAAUAUUGGGAUUAAUGAACGUGUUCCUUACAAUGCACCUCUAAUUCAGUUUUCUUCUUGGAUGGGUGGUGACCGUGAUGGUAACCCGAGGGUAACACCUGAAGUCACAAGAGAUGUUUGCUUGUUGGCUAGGAUGAUGGCUGCCAACUUGUACUAUUCCCGAAUUGAGGACCUAAUGUUCGAGUUGUCUAUGUGGCGAUGCACUGAUGAACUCCGUGUUCGUGCAGAAGAACUCCAUAGGUCCUCAAAGAGAGAUGCAAAACACUACAUAGCAACAGAGGAAUAUCGCUCUAUUGUUUUCCAAGAACCCCGAUUUGUCGAAUAUUUCCGUCUCGCAACACCGGAGUUGGAGUAUGGUCGGAUGAACAUUGGAAGCCGCCCAUCAAAGCGAAAGCCAAGUGGUGGUAUCGAAUCUCUUCGUGCAAUCCCAUGGAUCUUUGCAUGGACACAAACAAGAUUCCAUCUUCCGGUUUGGCUUGGCUUUGGAGCAGCAUUCAGACAUAUUUUAAAGAAGGAUGUCAGAAAUCUACUUGUGUUGCAGGAGAUGUACAACAACUGGCCUUUCUUCAGGGUCACUAUUGAUUUAGUUGAAAUGGUGUUUGCUAAGGGUGACCCAGGAAUUGCCGCCUUGUACGAUAAACUUCUUGUUUCGGACGAUCUCUGGUCAUUUGGAGAAAAGUUGAGGGCUAACUAUGAAGAAACCAAGAGCCUUCUUCUUCAGAUUGCCGGUCACAAGGAUCUUCUCGAAGGAGAUCCCUACUUGAAGCAGAGACUCCGACUCCGAGACUCUUACAUCACAACACUUAAUGUUUGCCAAGCCUACACGUUGAAACGUAUCCGAGAUCCAAACUACCACGUGACGGUGAGGCCACAUAUAUCAAAGGAGAUAACGGAAUCAAGCAAACCAGGUGAUGAACUGGUGAAGCUGAACCUGUCAAGUGAAUAUGCACCAGGACUGGAAGACACCUUAAUCCUGACCAUGAAGGGUAUAGCUGCUGGCAUGCAAAACACUGGCUGAAAAUCCAGUUUCUACCUUCUUCUUUUCUUUACAGUACUUUUCUAUAUAUAUAUAUAGGUUCUACCCAGAAAGCCAAUAAUUUUAUUAAGUGGAAAUAUAUGUUUUAGUUUAUCCACCAUAAGGCUUAUUAAAUUCUGGGUGAUCCUUUUUUUAAAUGUAUUAUCGGUUUCUUGUACUUGAAUACACUUAUCAAAUGCCAGUUAUAUCAUCUUCUCGGGCAAA
Molecule: messenger RNA, 2352 nt
Organism: Carica papaya (papaya)
Lineage: Eukaryota; Viridiplantae; Streptophyta; Magnoliopsida; Brassicales; Caricaceae
Source: RefSeq, a predicted model, not a curated record